CUUGGCUGUGCGGCGGUGCCGCGGUUUGCACAACGCCCGCCUCAGCUACAGACAGCGACAUCGGCUGGAGCUGAGAGCAUGGCCGCCAGACGCAUAAAGAAUCGCGAGACUUGCUAGAAGCCGCGAGUGCCUGCUGCUCUACGCCAUGAACCGGCAUGAUGGCGACCGGGGAAGGGACUACUACCAGGCACGUCACCGGUAUGGAGCCGGUGGUGGUGCGUUGGAAUUAGAAACCAGUUUUCGCGGACCACCGCCAAAUCGUGGAGGAAGAUUCGGAGGCCAGGCGGACUGGCGACCCGACAGCCACUCAAACAGGUUCGAUUACUACGAUCCUGUACGGCAAUACGGUACCAGCCGAGGAGGCAGACACCCGAUCGGCCACCCUGCCGAUGUUCGCCAACGUCAGCAGUACGGUUACGGCGGGACUGGCGGCUACCACAACCAGCGAUACGAGGACGGCCCGCCCAGCGAUGGUUACGCGGGCAGAGCACGAGGUCGUGUGCUGCGCGACCGCGGCCGGUCUUCUCGAGACGUUGCAUAUCCGAGAAGAGGAAGCGGCGGCGGGUGGAGCAGUUGGUUAGACACUCCAGGUCACCGUCGUGAGGGCGAUGCGCCGUUGACCGCCGGCGAAAGCUUGCUGCACUUCAAGCGAGCUGUGCGUCGUAUGAACAACGAUUACGACCGGUCAGUGCUCUCCGAAAGCUGUGCGCUCAGCGUUUCCGAGGCCGGCGACGCGAGGAGUCAUUACACCGACGAUGGCUACGCGACGCACCGACGCGAUGGCUUCUACGCCCGGCAGCGCGACGGCACAGGAAAUGCUGCUUCCUCGGCGUCUCGCGAGCGCGAGGACUUCGUCGACCGAACGGAAGCCGUCAACCGUAGAGUUCCCUUACCGAGGGACGUCAUCACCGAGCCGCGCCGGCCCGUCGCGGCCGGUGCUUCGUCAUUGACCAGCAUGAUCAGCGUCUUCUGGGACAUCGAGAACUGUGCGGUUCCAAGCGGAGUACCGGCGUACGAGAUCGUGCUCAAGGUGCGCCAAAGGUUUUACACGGGCUACCGCGAGGCGGACUUCGUCGUCGCCUGCGAUACCGCGCGCAUGAGCCCCGCCGUGAUCGCCGAGCUAAACGAGGCGCUGGUGACGGUGAUACAUGUGCCGGGCGAUCAGAAGAACGCGGCCGACGAGAAGCUUCGCACUGUGCUGCGCCGCUUCUCAGACGCGCACAAGUUGACGGGCUCGCGCAUCGUGCUCAUCUCGGGCGACGUGGACUUCGCGGCCGAAAUACACGAGAUGCGGUACAAGGACCUCAUCGAUGUCGUGCUCAUUCACAACGAACAGGCCAAGCGAGCGCUGAGGGACGCGGCGAACGAGAGUAUCAGUUACAGCGCAUUCCUGGCGGACCUCAAGAGGAGCAGUGCAUCUAAGACAACCAAAACGUUUUCAUCCGGCCCUCGAAACCAAGGAAAAGACAAGGAAAAUAAGCAAGAUUUAAACAAGACUGUUCGUGCAGUCAGCGCCCGUGUCCAAGAAAAUGAAACGAGUGAGAAAGCGAUCAAGAUGGAGAAUCAAGCCGCGGAGACAGGCGCGCUGCCUUCCUACCGCACCAAAGUGGGUAUACUGGUCCCCAGGGAGCCCACGAACGCGGUAUAUUGGAAACAGUACUUGUCGCGCCUUAACAUACCACAGGACUUUACAAUUGAAGUUGGCUGCGGCGGCAAAGACACUGUGUACCUCGUUUAUCCAAGCGUCACCAAAGCAAGGAAAGCCAUUGAAACUCUCAACGAUCCGCGAGUAGAUGACGAGGACGGGCCGGCCUGCUUAGGAAUAAUUUCUAAAGACACCACUGAAGACAUUGAAAAAGUAACACCAGAAGAGCCGAGUCGGGCUGCCAAGGUUAAAUCUGCAGUAAAUACUCACAAAGCGAAGCUUGAAGCUGUCAGACAAAAACUUCGUAGCCUCCAGGGAGGCGAGAAAACUGCGCCAAUGUUAAAGGCGGCGUAUGAAUAUCAGGCCACCAUUUACGAGGCUCAGUUGAGACAUUUCUUAAAGAUCAUUUCUGAUUUACCGCAGUCGCCGCAACAAGCUGACAACGCCACAGCCACUGAAAUCGCCAGGCUCAAAAGGGGCUCCAUCGUUUACAGCGUAAAGUCAACAAUUCUUGAGGCUUUGUCCGGGCAUCAAGUGGUGUUCCUUAUGUCAUCGCCAGGAUCCAAAACGGCACUCGAAGUGGCGUCGUAUGCGCAAGAUUUGAACUUGCGUGUCCUUAGUGUACAAGCCAGCGAUCUCGCAGCCGAGCAGUGCUCGAAGAACGCAGCGUCUGUGAGUGGAUUGGGACCCGUGCAGUGCUGGCUGAGCGCCACACAGCAGAUCAACUCUGAAAACGCAGUUGUUUUCACUAGCGCGCGACACUUCUUCCAAGAGUUUCUGCGUCGUGAAAUGGAACUCUCCGACUUCCAGGCCAUCAUCGUCGAUGAGCUGCAAGAAGACACCGCUUACCAGCGGACAGCGCUAACAAUAAUCCGCAAGUAUUUUGUAUCAAAAGUAGGCGUAAUCUUGUGCGGCAAUGAAUCCGAUGCCUGCGUACGGAUCCGAGAGGCGUUUUCUUUAGAAACCCAGGACAUUGUCCGGUGCGUCCUCACGUUUCCAGUAGAGGUCAUCUGGAAGGGCAAGCCAACCAGUAGAGUGAUGGCAUGUGUCUCUACUGCUCUCGAAUUCUGCCAGACGGCAGAUGCGUCUGCCGGCGGAGACGUUCUUGUGUUUCUUCCAUCCCUCGCAGACGCUCUCCUGGCGGAUGGCCUUUUGAAUAGCAGAAUUCGGGAGGAAAAUUUUGACGUAGCUGUCACGCAUGAAGUUUUGUCCUCCAGCUGGACAAACUUUCCUCUCAAGAAUGACUCUCCGCGGAAAGGAUGCUGGAGGGUGAUCUUCGCCGUAGAAUGUCCCGACGCAGUCGUGAGUACGCUGCGUGUGCGUUGCGUUAUUGACAGUGGCCUAACGCUGAGAACCGUUUACCGGACUGGAAUUUUCGUCAUGCAACUCGCUUACGUGACCGAAACUGAGGCCGAAGAAAGGAGAACUUUGGCAGGAAUACACGAGGGCGGUACUUGCUACCGCCUCUACAGUAGAGAUGCCUUAGUCCCUUCGUCGCCAGCUGACUUAAACGGCUCAAAGUAUUUGGAGGACAUUGUUCUUCGUCUCUCUACCCAGAAGACGAACUCCGACACUCUCUUUCUCGAUGACCUCCCUAAGACGCUGCUGGAUGAAGUGAAGACUGCACUUCAACAGAUCGGGGCGUUAGACAGUGAAGGACAAGCGACUGACCUGGGUACUAGGCUAUGUCAGACGAGUCUACAGCCUCGGCUUGGCAUGCUUGUGCUGUGCUCAAUGGGCAAGGCACCAUCCCUGGACUCGAUCCUACUUUCACUCCUUGUCUUCGAAGACUUGCUUGUUGCUUACAGGCCACUGAAAGAAGACGGAAAUCAGCGCGACUUCCCGGUGUCAGACGGAGCCAGCGUCUUCUCAGGGGUGAUUCAGCUAUACAAGAACUGGCUCGUUGUACCCAAGAAAAUGAAAAGCUCUUGGUGCGAUGUGAAUAACGUGAACGAAGCCUUCAUAAACAGCCUUCACAGUGCUGUUCGAAAUAUCCAGCAGGAGUUCACCGAGUUCAAAGGCAGAAAUCUGGGUGCCGAAUCAGUGAAGGAGGAGAAAAACGCUACAAUCACGUUAGGUGAACUGCUCGCACAGUCGUUCCCCCAAGGUUUGCUCCAGGCGUGCGAACUGGGUUACAAGCACCAGACUUUGGGCGAUCACUUGCAGGUAUCGCCAUUGUCGCUAUUUGAUACCGAGGCGAUGCAGCCGAAGAACGUUGUCUGCUGUUUAUUCGCUCAACAUGGCGAAAAGACGGUGAAGCUACUGAACUUUUCCGCUUUGCCUGAUUCCUUUUGUAAGCGUGAACCGGCCUGUCAAGUUCCCCGUGCUGAAGAAACGCAUCCGGAACUUGUAGAACGGUUUGGUCCUGUGGGAAAGCUGAUUUGGAACUAUCAGUUCAACUCUACACGAGCACUGCAGGCCAUUGAGGAGAAGCUGCGAAUGGCGACAGAUGACACUAAGGGUCACCUCGAACUGGACUCAGCGAGACAGUGUGUCAUGAUAAGAGGGCAAGACAAGUACUGCGUUGAAGCUCUGCAGUGCCUUCGGAGCAUCGUCAGCGAGCAGGUAAUAAAACUGUCCAUAAAGGACCGGGAAGCCUUUCUCACGCCGCAUAAAUCUCCCUACGAGGAGCGUCCCGUGCUCGCCGUUCUCGGCAUCGGAGGUCAGGUGAACGAAGUACUCUCACCGGCAGCCUUCCGGACUAUAGUAGCGUACGAUGUGAGGAUGCCCCACUCUGAGUUUCGCAAAAGGGUGAAUGAACUGGGAGAGAUAGUCCAGUAUUGGUUCAUGAAAGAGGAUGCCACCUUUGAGAUCACCUAUAAAACGGCGCGAGAAGCUGACAAUGCCUACCGAGCCCUGUCUGAACAGAGCGGCCACCUAAGAGUAUCUGUUAAAGGAGAGUCUCUUGAGUACCGCGAAGAGCAAAGGGAGCGGAGACCGGCGUUCCACGCCCAAAUCUCCCUACCGCGCCGUCUGUGCUCGGGGAUCGCGUUCGUCCAGUUGUCGGACCAGGCAUCGGUGGAACGCGUGGCGGCCCAGCUCCCCCUUAGAGUCCGCUUGGACAAUAACACAGUGACUAUUCAUCGCGACAAGAAGGUAUCCUGCCAACUGUACAUCACGGGCUUGCCUCCGAUGGCGAGCCAGUCGGCGCUGGAAGGUCUUAUCCGUUCGUCACUGUCAGUAGACGUCAAGAAGGUAAUCCUCGUCCGUGAAGCUCCACGCAAAACGCCUACCGAGAAGCUGCGAGCAUUGGGGGACGCUGUACAGAAACUAUUUGACGAAGAGCUCGGCGAACGCAGUCCUAAACUGGUUCUCAACACUCCCAGGAUGGAAGAUUAUAUUGAGAAGGGCUGGCUCUCUUUCGAGGAUUCCACCGCGGCUCAGGGCGCCUGCACGCUGCUCAAGGGCUCGCCAGUUCCCGUCGACCAGGACCGCAAGGACGCUGUUGCCACGUUGCCGAUGGCUAUACAUAUUCUCAUGGAGGAAACGCUGUACUUCCCACGCUCCUUCUUCGAAGCGAUUCAGGACCGAAUCGAGGAGGAGCUUCGUCGGCAAGAAGGACUUCGUCCGGAGGAUAACAUCAAAUGCGACGCGACGCCCUGCGAAAAUGCGGUUCGAGUCAAGCUCAAGGCUAACAACCUGAAUGAUUUUCACAAGGCUGUGCACCUUUUCAACCGACUGAUCCUGAGCCCCGACGUCCCGCGUGUCGACUCCCGCGUGCGCCCCGAAAGAGUCGCAGAAGUGUUGAAGGCCGCGGCGCCUGACGGUGGCAUCUACGUCUACCGCAAGCCCGGCGAAGCCCGCUUGGUUGGCAACACGCAGCUCGUCGCGGCAGCCAGCGAGAUGCUGAAGAAGCACACCAAUUCAUGGGAGAAGCGGCAGAGGAAGAAAUUGGCACUGGUCGGAGAAGGGUUUACUGUGCUGAGGUCCUUCAUCACCACUCUUGGCGAUGACCCUUGGUAUCUGGCCAGAGAAUGCAAGCUGGAUGCCGCCACCUUCGAUGGACAAUUCGAAACGGUCGAGAUUCUCGGAACAGAUGCAGCCAUCAGAGCAGCCGAACAACUCGUGAGUCAGCUGCCGAAGAGCAGAGUGGACGAAAAAUCGACGAGCGAUGCCGGAGAGCGCUGCCCUAUCUGCCGACAGCCACCAGGAGGCGCUCCGAAGGACCGGAUCUCGGGGCAUGGGCACAGACUCGAGUUUUGCGGCCAUUGGCACUGUGAACCGUGCCUGCUGCUGGUCUUCAAGAGAGCUCCCCUGCCGUUGGCGUGUUUCGAGAAGGACUGCGCCUCACCGUGGGCGAUAGCCGACAUCGCCCACGUGACGCGCAACGACCAGGAUUUGCUGAGCGACCUUGCACGGAGGUCCUUCGAGUGCAGCGUCGCAGCAGACUUGGACGGAAAAUGGCUGCCUUGUCCGACACCCGAGUGCCACUUUGCACUGGAUUCCAAGAGGAACGCCGAGGAACAGGGCGUGCACGUCCUGGGCAACGUGCACGUCUGCCCUGGAUGCACCAACGCCGUCUGCUUCCGGUGCCGUUCCCUGUACCAUUACGGAAUGUCAUGCGCCACCUUCAAAGACUCAAUUUCUCCGAAUGGCGCCAAUGACAAGUCAUGGCUAAACGAAGACCCCGGAAAGCGGGCCCUAUGCCCGUCAUGCAAGGUGCGCCUGGAGCGCAACACCAGCAACAAGGUGGGCGCUUGCUGGUCCUGCCGACGACUAUUUUGCUGGCGCUGCCACCGCAACUUCGAGGACGAUGCAGCUGCCGCUAGGGGUCACCUCACACAGUAUUGUCAGGUGGCUCCGCCGCACGGUGGCGAUGCCUGUUGCGUCAUGUGACAUCUCCCUGCCUCUUGUGGUCGUGGUUCUGAUCAUUACGAAGCUCAAAACAAUCCUCAGUCCAGCGCAUUUAAUUGGGGCUGUUGGUUCUGCCGCGACAAAAAAAAAAAAAAAAACUGCCUUUAGCAAUGUAACGAUGUCAACGGCUGUGCCGGGAGUAGGCACGACUUAAACUGGCCUUAUGUUCGGCCGGAUAUUCACGCAAAAAUCAAGAUUGUGUUUCUUAUCGAGCUGGAGUGAUAAAACUGUCUCCCCUUAAUAAAAAAAGGUGCUCGAAAGUACAUUGAACUUCGUACGAGAGAAACGAAGGAACCAGUUAUCUCUGUUUAGGAGAUACGUGAGAUUAAUAUAAAGAGCACCCCGUCAAAGUAGGAACUUGCACCAUGGCACAAGAAAACGAGUUACCUAGCAACGCUUUCAGGAAAUUUACCAGAAAAGGGCUUUCUCCAAAUGUUCCGGCUCAAAAUCUGAAAGAAAGAAGCCUGUUUGCUCGUGUAUCGUUUUUUUUUUCUUGUUUUAGACUCAAAUAUUCCGACUCACUGUCGGCUAGAGCAGCAAACAUACUACAUGAUCUAUCAAGAAUGGGUAAUCACAACAGCCCAAGACGCUUAUCGAAACGGAAAAUAUAAAGCUAGGUAUUUAUUUAUUUUACCCUCACGGUUUGCACAUUACAGAGGGGACAAGCGGUAUAUAGUGCGCACCCAGCUUUGUUUUAAAUUCGCAAUAAUGAACACUAGUAGUGAACUUGUUUUGCCAUUGUUAUCUACAAAUUAGGUUAUGGAAACGAUUGUUUAUGUUGUGCCAGGUAGGUGCAGAAACAUUUUCGAUGCGAUCAAAAUUCACUUCAGCGUCGAAAACACUAAAGUCAAACACCACUGACAGAAAUUCAUUAGCAUAGCUGUUGGUUCCUGGGGCAUGGUCGAUUGCGGGUUUGAUAGGCUGCGUACGGUCGCGUAUGGUUGGCUGUGGAGAGUUCAAAGAAGUAAUGUAUAUAGUGUUUAGUCAUUUCGACCAGAGCUUACCAACAUUGAUUGCUUUGUAGACGGGAGAUUGCUGCAAAUAAUGCAGUUGCGUACGCGAGAAUAGCAAUGACGUCGUGGUGCGAAGAUAUAUAUUUUCUUUUUGCGAAAUGGGAGAAUGAGGUGUUGAAUAGGCAGAUGCAUGACCGUAUUCUUUAGUACGGACGACGAUGGGGCGUGGUAUGAAGCAAUUUUGUUCCGUUUAUCAAACUGCCGUGCUAGAGUGAGAAUGUUCUUAAUGUCAGAUAAAGAAGAGAGGUGCCUUGUCUCUACACCUUCGCCUUCCCGUAUAUACGUAGCAGAAAGGGAGGAGGGGAAGGAGAAAGCGAGUGCAAUUGACGAUGACAGUGUAUAGUGAACUAUCUGCAUGUGCGAUAUGUUCAAUUUGCAUGUUCGUUCAUGUUCUGCCCACAGCACAUCGCAAUGCGCAGGCACCUCUGAUGAAGUGCUUGUUCCUUCAAGAAGGUAGUUAUCUUUCGAUAACCUUAACAGGGAAGAGGAAACGGAGUACAUUUAUCAAUAAAUGUCAGAAGAGAACUGCAUUACAAAAAUGAGGCUGGCGCCAGAAGUCUGACAAUCAUGCAGAGCAAUGACAGCGCUUCAUUGAUAAUUAACGACUCAAUAUCAUAAACGGCUGCUAAAUGGGUACGAUAUAAAAAUACAGCACCGUUAACGCCCUUUGCAUUUGCUAGGUGCAUAAUCAGGGGCACGUGAUUAAGACAUCAAUCAGCCUUAAAGUCGUGUAUAAGUCAACAGAUCCCAAUCAGGGAGUGGAGUAACAAUCCGAUACGAGCGAAUUCUGCAGCCGCAUUUUAUUCCACUUAACUAAUCUUGCACACGGAGCUGAUAGUGUGCAAGCCAGAAUUAUUUUGUGGAUAAGAGUUAGGCAUCAACGGCUGCAAGUUACAGACACUGCGUGAAAGAGCCUUCAGAUCGCUAAGCGCGGGUGCAUAGUUCAGAUGUAUGAGUUAGUCGCGUACCUUUGCAUCAACUUCAAGGUUUCUUUUUCCACAACAAAUUUACUGCGAGUUCCUGGUUCUGCACUCACCAAGAGCCGAGAAGUUCCCCGAUAACUGCUGCAGCAUACAAAGUUAUUCGAAUUAGGGCGCAAAUUUUUAUGUAGGUGGGGCAUAUAGCACUACGUCCAAGCGUUAUUUCCUCUCGAGUUACGAGCGCCAGUCGUUUAGAAAAAAAGUGGAAACACCAAGUAGUCGCAAACCGCUGAAUGACAGCUGAUAAAUUUGAUGCCUCAUUUUUUCUUCAUGCGCUCAUAUCCGAAUGUUGUAGUUUACACAAAUUCGUGCGGUCUUUCUGAGCCAUCGUCGAAAUAAGGCAGCGGGCAACCUUCAGUUCAUCUGAGAGCGGCACUUUAUGGAAUACUAAACAGUAAAACUAAAUCAAUUGGGAGGAAGUAUCGUUUUGAAACUCUACCCAUAAACAUCUGUAAUUCAAUGAAGACCUUGCCCUGUCCAACUCCUUUCAAACUCUAUUUGCAUUCACUUUUUUAAAGGCAAAGUUUCCUUUUAAUUUUGGGGACCAACCGCAGCACCGGUAAAACAGGGUACAGUCACAGAUUUCAAAAUAACUUCAACUGCUUAGGCACCUUCUUCUACAUAAGCAAAUAAAAACUAGUUAGCUUACUAAGUAUUUGCUUCAAAUUAAAUGUAUUCCUUGUUUAUUGACAAAAUCACUAGGCCUAAGCACGCAAACGUCUGUUGAGAUAUGACAUCACAAGGGGUUGAAGAGGGACUGGUUCUUUAAGGCCAAGUUGGCGUUUAAGGUCAAGUUUCUGUGCAGGUUAUAAGUUAUCAAUGCUCUUCUUAUGUAGAAAUGAACCUAUUUAAUUUCUAUUAUGCAGCAGUGACAUGCCAGUUCAUCUUGACUUCAUAUUGUUGUUUAGUGUCAUGCUAACCUAGUCAAACGCCUGGCAGGCUACUCCAUGCGGCUGGGGCUAAAUGUGAAGGAGGAAUAUUGAUAAAGAGGGAGAAUAAUGAGGAAAGAUGACAAAGUAUUCAGAAAUUUUACAAACAGAAACACAAGAAACGCUCACAAAUAAAGAUUGCUAACGCGCUGAACUCUACGGGACCUCGUCUAGGCCUGUACUAUGCAAACUAGCCAAAACAGCCGCUGUGCAGCCUAGGUAGGUUGUUUCUAGUGCCCUGUCAACACCUCUCAGCGCCACAGCCUCGAACUACCAAUAACUGUUUGAAUGGCCAGUUUCUUCGCAAACGGAAGCGUAAAGAGAGUGAGUCCGCACUUCUAGUAGACAUUUUUGAUUAAGAUGCACUAAGUUUACUUUUCUCGGGAAAAAAUUUUCUCACAUGACUGCGAUCCUAUGUAUUGUGAUUUGGCUGUAAACGUGGGGGAUAAAAGUACAGAAGGCUACAUUAAUUUAGUGAGAGCACGAUCUACCUCCAGAAAGUUUUCUCUCUGUCUGUAUUAUCGCCUCCAAGGUCGCUCGUAUAAACUGAAAUCACACACAUACACACGCACACGCACGCACACAAAGAAAACGAACUAAACAAUGCUUGAAAUUUGGUGGGUUUUUUGAACAACCUCUCGAGCGUGCAAGUUACGCGGAUAAGCAUAGACUUGUGGCAGUUUCUUGCUGCUCGACGGCACUAGAAUUGUUUCAUUGAAUAGACGGUAAUGUACAUAACUGAUUGUAUCAUAGUGCUAGAGUGCAUAAAUAUAGCCUGUCAGAAGACAGUUUUUCAAAGAGACGUAAUAUUUUGUAAAACUUGUAUCUUGACGGACAUACUGUCCCCUCAUACACGAUAACAAAUGCGGGCAUCGCAUAAAAGACGAAUUGUUUACUAACAUUAUUAAAACGUGAAAAGAGCACUCGUAUUCGAUCGCGGCCGGCUUGGGGCUUCAGUUUCCUUUUUUUUUUCACUUCUUGCUCAAGAAAGAUUGUUUGUUUCUUUGGAACCAGACCUUCCCCUGAAACACUUUGAUAAGCAUGUACGCAAGUUUUUUGCCAAUGGGCUUGCGAUAUUUCCAAUAUCCCACCAGUGGAUUUUAACAAACUUCCGAAUUCAAAAAUACUCUCGCGGGCUGUUGAUCUCUCGGCAACGUUUUCCAGGGUGGAUGUUGGAUAUUUUUUGUGUGUGAAAACCUAGUUACAAUUCAGGCAACUCUUAAUAAACAGUUGCUUUGAUUCUUGUGUGCGUGCUGCUUUGCGUAUUUCCCACCUUAAUUUAGGCAUUAAACGCAUAUUCGAAAAGGGUGAGAAUCAUUGUUGAAAGAGGUGCUCGCAGUGUAUCUACUCUAUGGCAGCUUGGAUAUUAUUAGCACCAUAUUGCGGUUUGCAUUGCGUUCCACACUUCAAUCGCGAGUGAACAUUAACUUGCACAACACCGAAUUGUAUAUUAUCAUCUCUCUGUCAAGCAUGAUGUAGCCUCUGCUCUAUUAGUCAUAGCAUAGGUGACGUGUUUGUUCAAGAACAAAUGCUAUGUUUGAAAUAUGUUCAGUAUUUCAAUAAUAUGUUCUGAACAGGUACUGAUUGCUGAUGGUUCACUUUGAGGGAUGGCUCUAAAAUUAUUCGCAGCGUGUCUGCGGCAUACAGCCUUGUUUUCAAGUUUUGCUUUGUGUUUCCUGUUCACUUUGAUUACAUGGUGUUGAGUACAUUGAAUACUUUGUUGUUGAGUGCAUUGAAUGCUUUGAGUACAUGUUCCUAAGUAUUUCUAAACUUGCCAGAAAAGUAUAAGUGUGAUAUCUAUGAAACAAACGUGUUCACGUUGCGAUAUCGCCAUUAUUUUUUGUACCGGCGCUCAAAUAAAGCCCUUCUUCAAUCACA
Molecule: messenger RNA, 11299 nt
Organism: Dermacentor silvarum
Lineage: Eukaryota; Metazoa; Arthropoda; Arachnida; Ixodida; Ixodidae
Exons: 8
Coding region: 146-6481 (2111 amino acids)
Biological process (GO): mRNA splicing, via spliceosome
Cellular component (GO): spliceosomal complex; intracellular anatomical structure
Molecular function (GO): RNA nuclease activity; zinc ion binding; RNA binding
Source: RefSeq, a predicted model, not a curated record